UUCCACAGCAAUGGACGAUGCUGCAAUGACAUUAAAGCAGCUUUCUCUCCUCGUUCUUGCUACUAUCCUUAUACUGGCUGCGAGUACAGCUGCAUUUGAUCCUACUGUACCCACCAUUCCUCUAUCCCCAAACACUACGUUUACCUUACUCCCACUCACCUGUACACUUCUCACGUAUACCCUGCCAGCAAACCAUUCUCUCUCCAUCUCUCUUUCGGUAUCACCACCUAUUCUGGCGCUAGGGUACACUAUUAAUCCCACCGAUGUUUGCCGUAGUCCAGAUACGAGUGGAGUGCCAGAGUAUGUGCAAGUCUUAAACACGCUGACAACAACACCGACAGGAGGAGUAUACAACCUACGGAAUAUCACAGCAGAAAGAUGCUGGAGAAAGGAUGUAACACUGCGUAUAUCAGCUGCUACUGGAUGGAGUGCAGCAUAUGGGCGCGAAGGGAGUGAAGUCCCCAAAUCUGUGUCGAUUGGAGCUAUCGAAGCUGCAGCGACUGGCAAUCGGACAUGUUUGCAGGUAGAUGGUACCAACCCGACUGGGACGACCGAUAGUGCGUCGGCAACUUCAACCCCUUCAUGGGGGCUGCUUCCUCCGCCGCCCGGUACAAGGGUCCGUGAGAACGGAGCAGAGUCUAGCAUUAGAUCAACCCACUACAUUGCUAUUAUACUGAUGCUCUCCUGUUUGGGGUACCUCCGAUGAUGAGAGAUUUGCGUCAAAACCUUCUCAUUAAGCUUACUGGUGACUAGAAUUACUAGCAUGACUAGAAACCUAUGCCAGAAGCGCUGGGCGUUGUGAUAGACUAUCUUUUAAAGCUUGUAGAAAUAUAGAACAUGACUGUGCCACU
Molecule: messenger RNA, 851 nt
Organism: Spizellomyces punctatus DAOM BR117
Lineage: Eukaryota; Fungi; Chytridiomycota; Chytridiomycetes; Spizellomycetales; Spizellomycetaceae
Exons: 1
Coding region: 11-706 (231 amino acids)
Source: RefSeq, a predicted model, not a curated record